Messenger RNA from Lemur catta (Ring-tailed lemur), 4406 nucleotides. It is a transcript of the gene DYRK1A, whose product is annotated as dual specificity tyrosine phosphorylation regulated kinase 1A. The record is from RefSeq and is a predicted model, not a curated record. The transcript has 8 exons. NCBI's taxonomy places the organism in Eukaryota, Metazoa, Chordata, Mammalia, Primates, Lemuridae. Bases 307 to 1761 code for a protein of 484 amino acids.
GGUAUUUGCCGGGGAGGGGGCUGUCGCCUCCCCGGCCCCGGGCGCCGCUGGAACCGCGAGCCGGAGAGAGACUGAGCAGGCUGCGGCGCGGCCAGGAGCCGGGAGCGCCGGGGGCGGAGAGAGGCGGCCGGGGCGGCGCUGGCUGCGGAGGCCGCGGCGGGAGCGCAGCGCGGGAGCCGGAGGCUGAGACUCACCGGAGGAAGCGGCGCGAGCGCCCCGCCAUCGUCCCGUGUUAUAGUUUUGCCGCUGGACUCUUCCCUCCCUUCCCCCACCCCAUCAGGAUGAUAUGAGACUUGAAAGAAGACGAUGCAUACAGGAGGAGAGACUUCAGCAUGCAAACCUUCAUCUGUUCGGCUUGCACCGUCAUUUUCAUUCCAUGCUGCUGGCCUUCAGAUGGCUGGACAGAUGCCCCAUUCACAUCAGUACAGUGACCGUCGCCAGCCAAACAUAAGUGACCAACAGGUUUCUGCCUUAUCGUAUUCUGACCAGAUUCAGCAACCUCUAACCAACCAGGUGAUGCCUGAUAUUGUCAUGUUACAGAGGCGGAUGCCCCAAACCUUCCGUGACCCUGCAACUGCUCCCCUGAGAAAACUUUCUGUUGACUUGAUCAAAACAUACAAGCAUAUUAAUGAGGUAAGACUUGAUUUCCUAAGUAAAAGAUGUUACGGUGUUGUUUUCUGGAUUAUAUUGUUUCUAAAGAGAAGAGAAGAGUACAAACCACCAGCAACCCGUAAACUUCAUAACAUUCUUGGAGUAGAAACAGGAGGACCUGGUGGGCGACGUGCUGGGGAGUCGGGUCACACGGUAGCUGACUACUUGAAGUUCAAAGACCUCAUUUUAAGGAUGCUUGAUUAUGACCCCAAAACUCGAAUUCAACCUUAUUAUGCCCUGCAGCACAGUUUUUUCAAGAAAACAGCUGAUGAAGGUACAAAUACAAGUAACAGUGUGUCCACAAGUCCUGCGAUGGAACAGUCCCAGUCUUCGGGCACCACCUCCAGCACAUCAUCAAGCUCAGGUGGAUCAUCGGGGACAAGCAACAGUGGGAGAGCCAGGUCAGACCCGACGCACCAGCAUCGGCACAGUGGCGGGCACUUCACGGCUGCUGUCCAGGCCAUGGACUGUGAGACACACAGUCCCCAGGUGCGUCAGCAGUUUCCUGCUCCUCUUGGUUGGUCAGGCACUGAAGCUCCUACACAAGUCACUGUUGAAACUCAUCCUGUUCAAGAAACAACCUUUCAUGUAGCCCCUCAGCAGAAUGCAUUGCAUCAUCACCAUGGAAACAGUUCCCAUCACCAUCACCAUCACCACCACCACCACCACCACCAUGGACAACAAGCCUUGGGUAACCGGACCAGGCCAAGGGUCUACAAUUCUCCAACAAAUAGCUCCUCUACCCAGGAUUCUAUGGAGGUUGGCCACAGUCACCACUCCAUGACAUCCCUGUCUUCCUCAACGACUUCUUCCUCGACAUCUUCCUCCUCUACUGGUAAUCAAGGCAAUCAGGCCUACCAGAAUCGCCCAGUGGCUGCUAAUACCUUGGACUUUGGACAGAAUGGAGCUAUGGACGUUAAUUUGACCGUCUACUCCAAUCCACGCCAAGAGACUGGCAUAGCUGGACAUCCAACAUACCAAUUUUCUGCUAAUACAGGUCCUGCACAUUACAUGACUGAAGGACAUCUGACAAUGAGGCAAGGGGCUGACAGAGAAGAGUCCCCCAUGACAGGAGUUUGUGUGCAACAGAGUCCUGUAGCUAGCUCGUGACUACAUUGAAACUUGAGUUUGUUUCUUGUGUGUUUUUAUAGAAGUGGUGUUUUUUUCCAAAAACAAAGUGCAAAGCUGCUUGAAUCAGAAGGAGAUUAACACACUGAACCGCUACAAGAGGGCAAAGCUGACUUUUUUUUUUUUUUAACUUGAAAAGAUUGCAAAGGGACAAUGAAGUGUUUAAAAGAGCCAUGUCCAAACCCAUCUUCACGGAUAGCUCAGAGGUAUCCUCUUUUUGCCUCCCCCAUUUUAACUUGCCACAUCCCAGUCAUAGUGGGGUUUUUUUUGUCUUUCUAUUCAACAAAAGUUAAUGUUCAGAUGUUGGUCUUGGUCAUUUGCCAACUAAUUUUAAAAUAAAAGGCACUGCACAUAAUUUGCAUAAAGGGCCCCAUGAGGGUGUUUUUUUUUUCCUUUCUUUUUGUCCCCUCCUCCCCCCUUUUUUGGUUUGGUUUUGUUUUGGGUGGGGGGUGGGAAAUUUGGGUUUUUUAGUCCUCUAAACACACUUGGGCACGGAAAUGCAGUACUGUAAGAAAGAGGGACCUCCAGCUUACACAAACAUCAUCUUCAGCUGUAUGAAAGGGACGGUUGUAUUGAAGUUUGUAAGGCACAUUAAGCAUGUUAAGUGGCGGGGAUCAGAACUCUCCUAUCUGAACCUACUGAGGAGCAAAGCAGCAAUCACAUGGGAUCCUGUGGGUCUCCUGUUGUAGAGGCCACAGUAAGAUAGGAAUGGAACGUGACUGGUCUCCUAACCAAGGUGCACUGAGACGCAAUCAACGGGUCAGUUGUGGCCAGUCCUGGGGAGGUCUGAGUGGUGGUCUUUGGGAUAACCUUUGGCCUUAUGGAUUUGGACUCAAAAUUAGAAGAGCCUACCAUUUCAGAUGCAAUCACUUUUGGACAUGCUUUUGCAGACAGUCCUUAAUGCUGAAAACACAGAGAAUGGGUAAUUCAAGAGGCCUUUCUUUUAAAAUAGACUUUUGUGACCCACUAAUUGUAAGGUAUUGCAAGGUCACUUUGCGUGUGUCAUAAAGUUGACUUCCUUAUUGGUUGAAGGUCACAGAAGUAGUGGUUUGCUUUGAUGGAAAUAGCUACAGCUGUGUCCCUUCCUGCUUUUUACUUUUUCUUUUGCUUUUUCUCGGCACGUGGUAUCUCCACCAUUUCUUCUGCACAAAGAUGUCUUCUGUUCAUCCUGAACAUUUUUCAAAAAUGCAGAAUUUUAUGUGACUGCUUUUUUGCCUCACAAUUAUGCUGUGAAUUUUACAAAAAUUUAUUUUCUUUUUUGAUAAUUUAUUGUACCAAAGCUGUUUUUAUAGCACAUAGAUGUCUGUAACCAAUAAUGUAGCAGUUCUGCACUUUGACACAAGGUGUAACUAGACCAUUUUUAAAUGUCAGUUGAAAAUUAUGGCUGUACUAUUGCUUAAACAAAACUGGAACUGUUGUUGAAUCCAUAGCCAAUACAUUUACAGCAAUCUGUGUACUGAACAUAAUAGAUUGACAUCUAAUUCAAGAUUACAACAUCUGUUACAUUCUAAAUGUGUUCAGGCUUCUGAAGGUAAAGGGACACUGGAUCCAGAAGCUAUGGAACCAGCAGUUGAUUCUUGUAUUCCUGAUUAACCUACUUGUAAACUUGAAAGCAAGACCUCGAUUGCACCAACAGGUCCAAAAUGUGAGCGCGAGUAAAGCAGAACUCUCCUGCAUGACCUGAGUGAGCAGGCUGGUAUUUAACAGGUGCCUCGUUUUGAGAUUAUGCUGCCUUAAUGUAACACAGUCUGGCAGUUGCUAAAUUUGUGUUCCCAUUUUAAAUUGACCAAUUUUAGGGUGUUAGACUUUUGAGCGGUUGAAUUGGGCGAAUGAAGAUAAGUAAUUUACCUGUCCAGGAUCAAAAGAAGCCUAGAAAAGAAGCAGUAAUCUACCUCUGCCGAUAACCCUGUUCAAACAACGCAGCAGAACACCACAUUACUUUUUAUUGGUCAAUUCCAUGUGGCUGACUAGGUCAAUUUUUUCUGAACAAAAGCAGGUUUUUAUAUGUAAACAGUGACAAAAGAAAGGCUUAAAACUAUGUAAAUGUGAAUGGAAACUUGGAAAUAUCCGUUUUUAUAAACCACAAAUUUUUUUGCUGUUAAUCAGGAAAUCCAUAUUUAUUUUGUAAUUAAAUGUCAAGCCUGUGGAUGAUUUUUUUGAACUUGGUAGUUCAUAAAGGUUUACAGUGAAUAAAAGGAUAUCAUCUUGAGUAUAGCAAUAUCAAAAAGGAAUUCAGUAGUUACUGCUGUUUAGGAAUAUAAGCUUAAGAUAUUAUAUGGGUCAGGUCAUUUUUUUUCUGUGCUGGUUGCCACAUCUUAGCAAGCACCAAAAAACUAAAGCAGUUUUUUAAACCAAUAUUUACAUAAAGAAAAUCAUAAAAUCCAAUGCUUCUGCAUACUGUGUUAUGUUACAGUCCAGUUUUGUGUGCUUUACUACACAGUUUGGUUACAGGACUUCUGUGCAUUGUAAACAUAAACAGCAUGGAAAAGGUUAAAUACCUGUGUUCAGAUUGUAAGAUCUAGUCCGGACUUGCUGUGUAUAUUGUAACGUUAAAUGAAAAAAGAACCCCCUUUGUAUUAUAGUCAUGCGGUCUUAUGUAUGAUAAACAGUUGAAUAAUUUGUCCUCA